Messenger RNA from Tarenaya hassleriana, 1297 nucleotides. RefSeq names its product transcription repressor MYB6. The transcript is spliced from 3 exons. Bases 196 to 1275 code for a protein of 359 amino acids. The record is from RefSeq and is a predicted model, not a curated record. Gene Ontology annotation, biological process: regulation of stomatal movement. Lineage: Eukaryota; Viridiplantae; Streptophyta; Magnoliopsida; Brassicales; Cleomaceae.
UCUCUCUCUCUCUCUCUCUCUCUAUCAUCUCAGAUAUAUGAACUACAGAUUGCUCAAGAACUGACUCCAAAGCUCUUAUUUUCUGGCCCUGAGAGAAACAAUUAUUUAUUUUUCGAGGUCAAUUUCGGGGCUCUUUUCCUUCAUAAACUCUGAAAAUAAUAAAUAUAAAAAGGAAAAAAAAAAAGAAAAGAAGGGAUGGGGAGGCAUUCAUGCUGUUACAAACAGAAGCUAAGGAAAGGCCUCUGGUCUCCUGAAGAAGACGAGAAGCUUCUGAGGUAUAUCACCAAGUACGGCCAUGGAUGCUGGAGCUCUGUCCCCAAACAAGCUGGUCUCCAGAGAUGUGGAAAAAGCUGCAGAUUAAGAUGGAUAAAUUACCUGAGACCAGACUUGAAGAGAGGCGCAUUUUCUCAGGAAGAAGAGAAUCUCAUCAUUGAACUCCAUGCCGUUCUUGGAAACAGGUGGUCUCAGAUUGCGGCGCAGCUUCCCGGUAGAACCGACAAUGAGAUCAAGAACCUCUGGAACUCUUGCUUGAAGAAAAAGUUAAGGCUGAGAGGAAUCGACCCGGUUACCCACAAGCCCUUAACCGAACUCGAAACCGGUAUGGACGACAAAACCGACCCCCAAACCGAUGUCCAGACCAAACUAAGAGACCGGGAAGCCUCCUUCGCCGCUCAGACUUACCAGAUUGAGACAGAAUGCUGUUCCUCCACCUCCAGAACCGUUAACACAGGAAGCACAACCACUUGCAGCAACCAGAACAGUGACUAUACCGGAAAUUUCGGUUUUCAUCGGUUGAGCCUCGAAGCCGGUUCAGGUAUACCGACAGCUUCGAACCACGGUAUAUGGUAUUCCCCAAUCGGUAGAGAUCUCGAUAUGAACAUCGAAACCGUACCUAGUGCAGUGGUACUACCGGGGUCAUUUUUGUUGUCCGGUUCGACCGGGUACAGGUCUUGUACCAGUACCGGUAUGAUCCCAACACUGGAGAACUCAUUCACCAUGCCAACAAUCACAGAGCUUCAAAACAACUAUAAUGGAUCAUUGUACGGAAACGGGAAUCUGAACUGGGGAUUGAUGGAAGAACAGCAACAAGGACAAGUGAUUGAUCAGAACCCGGUUUCGAUACAGAAUCAGAAUCAUUCGAGUUCGUUAUACAAUGAAAUCAAAUCAGAAACCAAAUAUUUCGGCACAGAGGGUUCGAAUGUCGGUAUGUGGCCCUAUAACCAGCAUGCAUAUGAUAUGGCCACAUUUAAGCCGCAUAACUUGUCCUAUAAUUAAGGUGUGAUAAUAUAUAUAUAUU